AUGGAAAAAACAAGUCUAGUUCUAUUUAUUUUCUUUAUUGUUAUGGCUAUGCCAAUGGUUCAAGGUGUUGUCUUAGGACCCAAAGCUGUUGAAAAAUGGUUCGAGAAGCUUCCACAUGCAAAACAAAAGGUAACCAAAUUUCAUUUCUAUUUUCACGACAUAGCUAGUGGGAAAAAGCCAACAGCAAUUCAAAUAGCCCAGUCCAAUAUGACUGCCAAAUCCCCAACUUUCUUUGGGUUUGUUGCAAUGAUAGACGACCCACUGACAGUUGGGCCAGAGCCCAAUUCAGCAUUAGUGGGUCGAGCCCAAGGGAUUUAUGGUGCAGCUGAUCAAAAUGAGGUUGGCCUUCUUAUGACCAUGAACUUUGUGUUCACAACAGGCAAAUACAAUGGUAGCACACUGAGUGUACUUAGCAGGAAUCCAGCAUUAAAAAAGUAUCGUGAGAUGCCGAUCGUUGGUGGUUCUGGAAUUUUCCGGUUGGCUCAGGGAAUCGCCACCGCGAAGACCUAUUGGAUUAAUACAACCAGUGGGGAUGCUAUUGUUGAGUAUAAUGUUCUAGUCCUGCAUUAUGACAUUUGAUGCUUUUGCUUUUUGAUAUUUGAUUUGUAAUUUGUAAUUUCAUGUUCAUUAUAUUUAAAUACUUCUAUAGUUUCUCUAUUUUGUCGUUAGAAUAAAGAUGCAUACUGAUCAAUGAAAUAUAGCCUUUGAUUAACAUGCUUUUCUCUAUUUUGUCCUUAGAAUAAAGAUGCGUAU
This is a messenger RNA of Lycium ferocissimum, 753 nucleotides long. Its product is annotated as dirigent protein 22-like. The transcript has a single exon. Lineage: Eukaryota; Viridiplantae; Streptophyta; Magnoliopsida; Solanales; Solanaceae. Bases 1 to 579 code for a protein of 192 amino acids. The record is from RefSeq and is a predicted model, not a curated record.